AUGAGGCUGUGGGUGCAGCUGCAGCUUGGCUCAGCCAACCUGUGCCGCCUGCCCGCGCGGGAGCAGCCCUUCCCUGCAGCCCGGGCACCCCAGGCCCCCCAGGCACCACCAGCAGAUGCGAGUCUCCUCCCCGAUUUGCAACCUCGUCCCACCGGCACAGCAGCUCACCCCGUGGGGAUCGCCCCAGCCACAAGCUCCCCACGCCCCUGGCCCAGAGCUGGGGGAUGUCGGCCAUCGGGGCCGGCUCGGCGGGUGCCCCUGGAGAGUCCCCCCGGCCCAGCACGGCUCCCCCUCACCCACACAGGUCUGCAGACGGUUCCAUGUGGCUGCUUCUUCGACCCCCGGGUCUUCCGCAUCCAGCGGACAACCACCGACCUGCCUCCACCGGCCACCGCCACGCUCGGCCAAGGCGCCGCUUCUCUGCCGGGUACUGCCCUGUGGGGUCCCUGGGGCUGCGGGGCCCCCCUGGCCUGGGCAGACCCAGGGACCCCCCAGGGCCAACCACAAUACCUCGCACCCUACGAAAAUCAGAGGAGUGGGGUGGCCCCAGCCCCUCUGGAGCUGCCAGUGUCCAUCCCCGGCUACCAGCACACCAAGGGGCAGUUGGCACAGAUCAACAUCUCCAGCACGGCCACCCCUGUGGGGGCACCCCUGGGCAGCACGUCCCCCCCGGGCAGCGACGUCCCCCCCAGGCCCUGCGCUGACCCCCACAACCAAGCCCUUGGGGAGCCCGUAGGUGAACUUGCAGCGUCUGAGAAAGUGGCUCUCCAAGAGGCCCUAGUGCUCUUUGGUCGCUCCCUGGAUGGGGUGGGGGUCAGCCAGCAUGCUCCCAGCAGGAGCUCCAUGCCCGAGGACGCUGGUGGCACUGGCACAGCCACCCCCAACUGCGACUUCAGCUCGCUCUCACUGCCUGAGGAGCUGCUCACCCCUGACUACCGCAUCCCCGCGCUCAGCGACAUCAUGCUGAGCCUCAAAAUAUUCAACGUCAUCGGGAUGGAGCCCCAGGAGCCGUGGCAGGAUGCCGGGAUGGACCUGCCACCAUCCCCGCCUGCCGUGGCAGACAAGCCGAGGAAGAGGCAGGCGCAGAGCUCCUUGCCAAUGCCACCCAGCAAGCGCAGGGCUCUCGCAGCCAACGUGGGGGUGUGAGGGGGGGCUUAG
Harpia harpyja (harpy eagle) is the source of this 1158-nucleotide messenger RNA. Its product is annotated as proline-rich protein 22-like. Lineage: Eukaryota; Metazoa; Chordata; Aves; Accipitriformes; Accipitridae. The record is from RefSeq and is a predicted model, not a curated record.